Messenger RNA from Anastrepha obliqua, 1835 nucleotides. Its product is annotated as TOX high mobility group box family member 4. Lineage: Eukaryota; Metazoa; Arthropoda; Insecta; Diptera; Tephritidae. Gene Ontology annotation, biological process: regulation of transcription by RNA polymerase II. Bases 133 to 1119 code for a protein of 328 amino acids. Gene Ontology annotation, cellular component: nucleus. The transcript is spliced from 2 exons. Gene Ontology annotation, molecular function: chromatin DNA binding. The record is from RefSeq and is a predicted model, not a curated record.
UCCACGAAUUAUGUUUUGGUACAAUACCUUUAAAAAAAAAUUUGUUUUAAAGCAUUUUGGAUAAAUUCUUGUUGGUUUGUUGUUAAAUAAACAAUUAACAUAUCAACUUUAGUCCACGCCCGGUGGGAGAGAAUGAAUGCUCAGUUUCACACGCCAUCAUUCGGAGACGAGGUACUAAUCGAUUUGUCAGAUAACGAAACGGAUUCCGGAAAUAUUGGAAGCGUUCAAGGCGGUGCAGGAAUUUUCACUGUCUUUAAUAACUUCGCUCAUAAUCACGGCCAGUUUUUUCAGCAUCAGCAAUUCGAGUCGAAAAGAGUACGUGAUAUGGAUGUGUCUGUAGAUGAGUACCAUAGCGCAAAUGAUGAAUCUUUUCCGAAUAACACAAAUGCUGUAUCUCCAACGAAAAGCGCUCAAAAUACACCAACAGCAACACUCGCGGCACGUAAGCAGCUAACGCCAACUGCUACAGAUGCCAAUGAGCCCGCCAAACCGCUAUCGGCUUAUGGACUCUUCUUUCGGGAUACAGUAAGCGCUAUUAAGCAACAAAACCCCAAUUGUACUUUUCAAGAGCUAUCGAGAAUCGUAUUAUCGAUGUGGGAGGCAUUGGAUGUAAGCCAUAAGAAUGUUUAUAGCAAGAAACAUGAAGCGGCGCUGACCGAGUAUAUGAAACAAAUGCGCAUAUAUCGGCAGCAGCAGGAAGAACGGCAGCAGCAACAACAACAACAAUUAGCGGCAAAUGUAAAUGUAAUGCCAUCACCGACUUUUCAAACGAAACCAGCUGUUUUCACAAUUACACGUUUCAGCGCUGACGGCAAUAGUAAUAUAAAUCACAACAAUUUCAAUAGCAACAGCACUAGUGCAACGCAGCCACAGGCGCAAGCGCCAUCAUCAUCAGCCGAUGACAACAACACCAGUGCGAAUGACCCAUCCCAGCCUCAAAUUCAAAUGCUUAGUGAAGCUGGAGCUGUGCAGAAAUGCACGCGAGAAAAUUGUAAUAAACGUGCUAUUAUAAAUCCUGACUGGGAAGAUGAAUAUUGCAGCAAUGAAUGUGUGGUAAUACACUGUCGCAAUGUGUUCAAUGCUUGGGUGCAGUCGAAUAUGGAGUCGCGGAAACAAUAACAGCGGGUCUAUUGGGGAGGCGGUGCAGCUAAAAAGUAAAACUCUCAAUGGCUGCUUAUGAAAAAAAGAAACAGCGGAGGCAAAUAUAAAAUAUGCUUGAGCCCGCUGCGUUAUACCAUUUUUUUAUGUUAAAGAAUGUCUUUUUGGUCAGAACAUACACUAUUUUGCGUUAUUUCAAUGCACCGCCAUGACAAAAUGGCGAACUGUCAACCUAUCAAACUCCAUCAAAACAAACAUCAUUUUACAUAAAGCAGGCAUUUUAUUUAAAUGAGUAAUAUUAAGGAAAGUGAAAAAUUCUGGAUGUUUUCCACUAGAUGUCUUUAGUGAGCCAUAUCUCAUUGAACCAUAUCUCACGAUGUAUGCGUUGCAUCGGGUCGUGCUAAACGUCCAUUUAAAAGAGGCAUGGCUUAAAAGAAAUUUAAGUAUUACGUUCAUUCGUACCCGUACGACCAAUGUAAAAAGCCGGGGUAGGCGAUGAAAAAACUUUGUGGGUACUUAUGGACUCAAUACUGUGCCGAAUGUAAAAGGAAACCGGUGUUUCGAACGCUUAUAGUAAUGUCAAUGAAACUAUGGAAAUCGUCAAAUCGGCGUACGAGCACUGAGUAUUAAUUUUCCCAGGAAUUGAAGAUUAGUCAGACAGGCGUUUGAAACCAUUCAAAUAAGAAGAAUUAUAAGUAUGUUCCUAACCGAAAUAAAACGAAAACAUUUUUACUUCA